GUUCAGUUUUUAUAGUUCGGGGUUCAGAGAAGGGUGUACGUUCGUACGUACAUACAACCUCACGGUAGAUUCGCGGAGGUUUAUUCGGGGAUAAAGGUUUAUAUCAUUGAGAGUGUAAUCCACGUAGAUAUUCGGUGCAAAAAACAAAAUACAAUAAUUUCCAGACAAAAAUCGUUUUUAAGACACAAAUAGAUACGCAGUUUCCACGCGUUGAUACGCACCAAAAAAAUACACAUACAAUAUACUCUGACUCGCGGGGUUGUGCAUGAAAAAAGAAAAAAAAAACUCCCGAAACGACAGCAGGCAUCGUUGUAAAAUUGAAGAAAAGUAAACCUCGUGCAGUUUUGAAGUUUUUAUAAAACCUACCUUAAAAGUGGCAUCCCAACUAAAAGUGGUUUUAUAAAUAAAAUAAUUCACAUAUUUAAUAUAUAUAUUAAAAAAUAACGUGCUUCACGUAAAUUCGUGAUCAUGGCGGUGCCCACGGCCGGUGUAGUGGUACCUCGAAAUUUCCGCCUGCUCGAGGAACUUGAACAGGGCCAAAAAGGCGUUGGGGAUGGCACCAUCAGUUGGGGCCUUGAAAAUGAUGAUGACAUGACGCUCACACAUUGGACCGGAAUGAUCAUCGGACCGCCAAGAACACCAUAUGAAAAUAGGAUGUACAGUUUAAAAAUCGAUUGCGGUCCAAGAUAUCCGGAUGAAGCUCCUAAUGUUAGAUUUUUAAGCAGAAUCAAUAUGAACUGUAUUAACAGUACUACUGGAGCGGUGGACAACCGGAGCGUGCCGGUACUGGCAAAAUGGCAGCGUGAAUUCACGAUCAAGACGGUAUUACAAGAGUUACGUCGUUUAAUGACGCUGAAGGAGAACAUGAAAUUAUCUCAGCCGCCGGAGGGAAGUACUUUUUAGCCCGGAAAGAUACAAAAUUCUGUUGAAAAACAGAAGGGUUCGUUGAUGAAUUUCAAAGUCGGAGAAAGGAGAGUCCAAGUGAAGGAAAUGGCAAAUCAUGCGGCGACAUUAAAGAUAGAAGAGCAACCAAAUAAAAUUUUACAAUAUCUGUCGCAUGUGAAGGGAACAACAGUUGAAAAACACUCCAGAAAGUUGAAAAGAGAAUCGAGGCGAGACGAAAGAAGAAAGGAAUAAUGAGAAAAAAGAAAAAAAAGCUUAAAUAAUAAUAAUAUUAAUAUUAUUAAUUAAUUAAUAAUAAAAAUAAUUGUAAUGAGAAAAGAAAAUGUUUUAAUUAGUUAGCAAUUUGAACUGCAUAUUUUUCUGCAUUCAGUGCCGCUAUUCCAAUACUCUUACCCAAGGGCAAACACGACGACUGCACACAAUAAUAGACACGACACAAACUCACACACGUACACAUUGCAUCAUCGAGAAAAAAAUAUUAAAAUAAAAAGUAUGGGAAUAUUGUAUUUUCAAAUUUGACGAAUUGAUGUCUUGCCCAUUUGGGGAAGAAAUUCAAAGAAAACCAUAAACGAAAGUAAGGCGAGUCACGCUAAGGUGUAAUUGAAAAAAAAAAUGUGACACAAAAUGAUAAAAAAUAUUUUUAUCGCCAGGAAAUAUAGAUAUUUUGCUUC
Molecule: messenger RNA, 1574 nt
Organism: Venturia canescens
Lineage: Eukaryota; Metazoa; Arthropoda; Insecta; Hymenoptera; Ichneumonidae
Gene: Uev1A
Product: Ubiquitin-conjugating enzyme variant 1A
Exons: 4
Coding region: 469-903 (144 amino acids)
Biological process (GO): DNA damage tolerance; protein K63-linked ubiquitination
Cellular component (GO): nucleus
Source: RefSeq, a predicted model, not a curated record